Hippocampus zosterae (dwarf seahorse) is the source of this 1152-nucleotide messenger RNA. Its product is annotated as enkurin-like. The transcript has 5 exons. The record is from RefSeq and is a predicted model, not a curated record. Gene Ontology annotation, cellular component: acrosomal vesicle. Gene Ontology annotation, molecular function: calmodulin binding. NCBI's taxonomy places the organism in Eukaryota, Metazoa, Chordata, Actinopteri, Syngnathiformes, Syngnathidae. Bases 69 to 770 code for a protein of 233 amino acids.
GAUCGGAACCAGCAAGCUUGCAUGAGUGCUUGCUUAUUGGAGUCAUCCCGUUGAGUUGCAUUGGGGAAAUGUACCCACAGGACACAAUUCAUAAUUUCAUUCAAAAUAAUGUUGUCAUGGAGAAACCAAAGAGGUAUGUGUCCAGCUCAAGGCAAAAUAACGUAACGACAACAGUAAUUGAGCUGCAGCAUCCAGCAAACUACCUGACAAAGUUCUCACUUGAAUCAAAGUUGCCCGAUAUCAAAUCACAUGUCAGGAAUGUGUUUUGUACCAGCGCCUCAAAGAAGCCACUGGUGUCAGCGGGGUCUUUUCUGCUCCCCGCUGGCCUCCCGGCAAAAAGGAUGUUUACAGCAUCGACAAAGGUGCCCAAGCCGCCUCUUUGUAUUGUUGACACCAACAAGGGGCACAAGGAGUUUCAUAAUAAACUCUCCGGACUUGUGCCUGUGUACAUCAGGAAAAAGGAUUAUGGUGAGAUACCCGCAUAUCUACUGCGGCGCAAAGGAAAGCACCCAAAGUCUCUGGAGGAGAAAAGUAUGAUUGAGGUGACGAAACCAGAGGAGCCGGAAAUCGAAAACCUGACAGAGGAGGAGUGUCGUGAAAUCAUUGAGGACCUGAAGAAGAAACUCGGAAAGCUGAACACGUCCUACCAGCGCCUGCCAUUUGUCAUAGACACACCGAUGUUGAAGAACCGUAAGACGCGACUGGAGGGGGAGAUGCAACAGCUGGAGUCUGACAUUGAACUCCUUGAAACAUUGGUUUUUAACAAGUAGUGCAGGAGCCUGCCCCAUGUCUUCACCAAAAUGAGCAUGUGCAUGCUAGAUUUUUUUUUCUCUUUCUGUGCCUGUGUGGGUUUUCUUCGGGUACUACGGUUUCCUCCCACAUUCCAAAACCAUGGAAUGGCAGGUUACUGGAACACUAAAUUGUCCCUAGAUGUGAGUGUGAGCGUGGAUGGUUGUUUGUGGACCCUGCUUACUGCCGGACGACAGCAGGGAAAGGCUCAAGCAUGCCCCGCGACCCUCGUCAGGAUAAGCGGAUCAGAAAAUAGAUGUGCAAUAUUGGUAUUCCCAACGCAGGGGUUGCAUCCACUUUGGGUCAAGUUGUUGAUUUUGGUGGUAUAAAAAGUAUUUUGAUAUAAAAGUGAAAUGACGUUGA